Messenger RNA from Acanthisitta chloris (rifleman), 406 nucleotides. It is a transcript of the gene ABITRAM, whose product is annotated as family with sequence similarity 206, member A. The transcript has 4 exons. Gene Ontology annotation, cellular component: nucleus; filopodium tip; lamellipodium. Gene Ontology annotation, molecular function: actin filament binding; actin monomer binding. NCBI's taxonomy places the organism in Eukaryota, Metazoa, Chordata, Aves, Passeriformes, Acanthisittidae. The record is from RefSeq and is a predicted model, not a curated record. The annotation marks the transcript as partial. Gene Ontology annotation, biological process: regulation of filopodium assembly; regulation of actin filament polymerization; dendrite morphogenesis.
AAUCUGUGUCAUCACCUUGGCAGAAGCCCAUCCUCUUCUUCAAAGUGGGAAAACAAUUAAAAGCAUUAAUUACCAAAUCAGUGCCAACUGUAGCAGACUCCAGAAUAAGGUUUCUGGGAAGUCAAAAAGGGGAGCUCAGUUUUUAACAGAACUUGCCCCUCUGUGUAGGAUAUCUUCAUCAGAUGGAGAAGAAUACACCAUUUACAGUUGUAUACGGGGGCGGCUGAUAGAAGUGAAUGAAAACAUUCUUAGCAAUCCCACUAUUCUGCAAGAAAAGCCAUCGACUGAAGGGUACAUCGCAGUGGUUCUACCCAAAUUUGAAGAAAGCAAGAGCAUAACUCAAGGACUUCUGACACAGAAGGAGUACGAGGAAGUGUUGUUGAAACGCCGUAAUUCUUCUUCAUGA